This is a messenger RNA of Pogoniulus pusillus (Red-fronted tinkerbird), 1598 nucleotides long. RefSeq names its product cholesteryl ester transfer protein (gene CETP). Gene Ontology annotation, biological process: phospholipid homeostasis; phosphatidylcholine metabolic process; triglyceride homeostasis. Gene Ontology annotation, molecular function: phosphatidylcholine binding; cholesterol transfer activity; triglyceride binding. Lineage: Eukaryota; Metazoa; Chordata; Aves; Piciformes; Lybiidae. Gene Ontology annotation, cellular component: high-density lipoprotein particle. The record is from RefSeq and is a predicted model, not a curated record. The transcript is spliced from 16 exons. Bases 1 to 1527 code for a protein of 508 amino acids.
AUGCUCGGAGCCGGCAGGAUGAAGCUGGAGACCUUUGGGCUCCUGGGGAUGCUGCUGGUGCUCAUGCACACGGCAGCAGCCUGCGAGUUUGGCCCUUCCCCUUACGGCUCCAGCGGGAUCGUCUGCAGGAUGACCAAGCCUGCGGCACUGCUCCUGAACCAGGAGACAGCCCAGGUGGUUCAGACAGCCUUCAGGAACGCCAAGUUCCCCAACAUCACUGGGGAGAGGUCCAUGAGGCUCCUUGGCAAGGUGGCCUACGAGCUGACCAACAUCCAGGUGAAGGAGCUGAGCCUGGAGCAGAGCGAGGUGGAGCUGAGGGAAGCAGAUGCCAUCCACAUUGCCAUCAGGAACGUGACAGCCUCCUUCCAGGGCACCCUGACCUACGGCUACGCCGGCGCCUGGUUCCUGAGGCUGUUCCAUGCAGUGGAUUUUGAGAUCGAGUCCUCCAUCGACCUCCAGAUCAACAUCGACCUGAUGUGCCAGAAGGACCAAGUGGCUGCUGAUGCCUCAGACUGCUACCUGACCUUCCACAAGCUGACUCUGCACCUCCAAGGAGACAAGGAGCCAGGCUGGCUGAAGCAGCUCUUCACAGACUUCAUCUCCUUCACGCUCAAGUUUGUUCUCAGGAGAGAGGUCUGCAGUGAGAUCAAUUCCCUCGCCCAGAUGUUGGCCAACUUCAUCCACGAGCUGGCAGCAAACUUUGUCCAGGACAAGGGCAUUGGAGUAGACAUCUCCCUGGCAUCAGCUCCUUUAAUAACAGCAAGCUACGUGGAGUCCUACCACAAGGGCUUGGUGUGGUACCAGAACCAGUCUGCUGCCUUCGGCGACUCAGGCUUCUCGCCGGCGCUGCUGCCUGCCUCCCGCAUGCUCUACUUCUGGUUCUCCCAGCACGUCCUCAGCUCCCUGGCCUCAGCAGCCUUCCUGGACCAGCGCCUGCAGGGCACCAUCACAGGCCACCAGCUCCAGGCGCUGUUCGGAGCGGCGCAGUCGGAGGCGCAGCGGCAGGCGGUGCAGAAGAUCUUUCAAGGCAGCUCCUACAACGACUCCGUGGCCAGGGUGUGGAGCCUUGCCCAGCCCCGGAUCUCGCUGCAGCCCCAAGGCGCCGUGGUGGAGUCGCUGGUGGCGGCGGAGAUCAGCAUCUUCCCUGCAGGGGAGCAGCCGCGGGUGGUGCUCUACAUGGAGAAGGAGGUCACCGUCACCAUCCGAGCUGCCUACGCAGACAAGAAGCUCCUCCUGCACCCUUCGGAGCCCAGGAUAGAGUUUAGAGUCCUCAGGUGCACAGCUGACCCAAGUGGGAGCGACCCAUCCCUGAGGAGCUUCCUGCAGAGCCUCAUCUCUCAAGCUGGCAUCCCAGAAGUGACUUCCAGGAUUGAAGAAGCUUUGACCUCGCUGAUGAACAGCAAAGGCCUUCACCUGUUUGAGAUCAGGAACCCUGAGAUCAUCACCAGGCAGGGCUAUGUCCUUGUCCAGCUCGACUUCAGCUUCCCCAGGCAUCUGCUGCUGGACUUCCUGCAGGACAAGCUGUAGAGCUGCUGCUGCCCAGCUGCUGCCCACGCCUGGGGGGUCGCUUGCAGAGCCAUUAAACGCUGCCGAGGGGA